AACUCUCUCCGGUUUGUCAUCUUGUCAUUUUUUAGCAUUUCUAGUUUUACGUGAAUAAUUGCAAUAAAUUUGAUAUUUACAACACAUAAAAAUGCAAACCGACUACAAAUUAUCGCACAAAGCAAAGAAACGUAUCAAGGAAGUCAAAAGAAAAGCCCGACCUGAAUUAGCAGAUAAACACCAAUGGACAUCCUUAGGAUACUCUGGAAACUUUGAAGAAUUUCUAAAGUGUGAGGACAAUGUAGACAGGAUAAGUGAAAAUGAGGUGUCUCCACAGGAGUUUAUAGAGAAAUAUGAAAAAAUAUACAAGCCAGUAGUAAUAACCAGUGUGCAGACCAACUGGAAAGCAAACCACAAGUGGACUUUAGAUAGACUAGCCAAAAAAUAUCGUAACCAAAAAUUUAAAUGCGGAGAGGACAAUGAGGGUUAUAGCGUUAAGAUGAAAAUGAAGUAUUACGUAGAAUACAUGCGGACAACGACUGAUGAUAGUCCCCUUUAUAUUUUUGAUAGUAGCUUUGGAGAGCAUUUGAGAAGGAAGAAACUUCUGGAAGAUUACGAGAUUCCUAAAUAUUUUAGGGAUGAUCUCUUUAAGUAUUGUGGUGAGGAAAGGAGGCCUCCAUAUCGCUGGUUUGUGAUGGGCCCGCAGAGGUCAGGAACCGGGAUUCAUAUAGACCCUCUGGGUACAAGUGCCUGGAAUGCUCUGGUGUUUGGUCACAAAAGGUGGUGCUUAUUCCCUACACAGACACCGAGGGAACUGAUCAAAGUGACUGGCGCUAUGGGCGGGAAGCAGAGGGAUGAAGCUAUCACUUGGUUCAAACUUAUUUAUCCUAAAACACAACUAGAUUCCUGGCCAAAGGAGUUUAAACCGGUUGAAAUACUCCAAAAACCUGGUGAAACAGUAUUUGUUCCUGGUGGUUGGUGGCACGUAGUUCUCAACAUGGACGAUACGGUAGCAGUGACACAGAACUUCUGCAGCAGAACUAACUUCCCGGUGGUUUGGCACAAAACAGUGCGUGGUCGGCCAAAGCUAUCCAAAAAAUGGAUCAAAGUCCUUGAAACCAAAGAGCCAGACUUGUAUAAAAUAGCUAGUAGUAUGGAUCUCAGCCAAGGAACGGGUGUAGCUUCAGACAGCUCCUCUAACAGUAGCUCGUCCAGCAGUGACAGUGAGAGCAGUUCUUCAGAUAGCUCUAGUGAAGAUGACAGUGGACAAGAAAGCAUCUCUGCACACAAGAAAAAAAAGAGAAGGAAAAUAUGAGGAAGAAUGGCUCUAUGUUUUAGACAAAUCAUGAGUUCUAUUUUUAUUCUAAAUAAUUUGUGUGUAUUCAGUAAUGCUGCCUCUUCGUAUUAUUAGACAUAUGAACUAAUUUAAUUUUUAUAGUUGUUACCUAUCUUAGUAAAUGACAAUGAUUAUUUCUUUUGUUACUGACUAAAUUCUUUAUGAAUAAAAUAUAUCACCUGAA
Amyelois transitella is the source of this 1460-nucleotide messenger RNA. RefSeq names its product bifunctional arginine demethylase and lysyl-hydroxylase PSR (gene PSR). Lineage: Eukaryota; Metazoa; Arthropoda; Insecta; Lepidoptera; Pyralidae. The coding region runs from base 92 to 1255 and encodes 387 amino acids. Gene Ontology annotation, molecular function: histone H4R3 demethylase activity; P-TEFb complex binding. The transcript is spliced from 3 exons. Gene Ontology annotation, cellular component: cytoplasm; nucleus. The record is from RefSeq and is a predicted model, not a curated record. Gene Ontology annotation, biological process: phagocytosis.